AUGGGGGAACAGCAGGGGAAUCUGCGUCAUGGCAAUGACAGUAACAAGCCUGACAACAAAGAUGGAGGCGGCAGCGCGAGUGCCAAUACUUCUGCUGCUGCUGCUGCUGCUGCUGAUGAACCGUUCAUCGCACGCACCGGCGAGACGGCGGGCAUCAAUGGGCUCUACGGCAACCGGGCGCAAAACGCCAUUCGUGGUAUGUUAGGGCCACAGGGACAAGCCGAGGCGCGUGAGUCGAAGGCGGUGCCGAUUUUAGGAAGAGCCACCGUACACGGCACAAAGUACACGUGCGACCGAUCGACGGUGUUCGAAAACUGGCGCCACGUGUGUCAGCCGCCGGUGGGAUGGCACAUUUCAAAGCUCGGCAGCGCCACGUGCAAGAUGCCCAAUGACAUCAACGAAGCCGUGGAGUCACUGCAGCUGCAGAUCAUAAAGGGAUGCAAUGUGUUUGAACUUGACGGCAGUAUGUCGGAUGUGCACCAAAGCGUCGCACGCGCCUUUUAUGAAGCGCUGCAGGCGUUUGAGUUGGAGCGCGAAGGAUUCGUGGUGGUGUUCCGCUGCGGCAUCAUCAAGCAGCAGCCGUUCCAGGAAGAGAUAACACAGGUAGAGUCAUCCAACACGACGGUGGUACGGAACCGCAUCGUUCCGAUCUUUGAGCGCUACAAGGCUUCUUCUCUCCCGUCGAUGCAGCUCAAGACGGGAUUUCGCAUCAGCGACCUGAGCGACGAUCAGCUCUCACGCUUGAAUCUUCGCCGUGUGUCAAAAACGUCCGCGGCGGGUCUCUCCCCGGAUUGGCUGGAGGCAUUCUUCACGAAUGUUGCGUACAACACGAAGCUGGAAUGCAUUGACGUCCUACUGAUGGACGGCUUCCACACACUGUUCGAUGGGCGCCUCGACGCACACAUCGAUGACGACAUUCUUCAGCUGUUCGCGUACCUCGAGAACCAGGUGAAGCUCGGUGUGCUGCAGUACUACGGCAUAUCGUCACCGUACCUUGCGCCGCACAUUCACCGCGACUACCCGACGCUGCCACCCGAUGCGAUGGUGCCCGACCACAUUCGCAACCGCAGGCCCCUCCCUCCAGUGAUUAAUCUUUACCGCGUGCUGGAGCUGGCGCGACGCGCUGGUGGCGACAACCACCAUUUCCGCUUCGUGCAGUAUCCGUUCAACCUCACCUUUUCUCAGGCCCUUAACAAGCCGCUGCCAUACGAUGGCAAUCACACCCUUCGUUCGCUGACGCAGGCGUUGGGGCUGACGACGUUGGGGUACAGCCCAUUGGAGGCAACGGAUCUGAUGGAGCUGCCGCAGCGCUACCACAACUUCCCAAUGGAGUCGGACCUCAAGUCUCUCCGCAUGAACUUCUUUACCGUGUGCGAGCGCUGUGUGCUGAAGGAGAUGGAGGUGAAGGAGUCCAUAGAAAAGGGGCCGUCAACUCUACCACCGCUGGAGCAUCUCUUUGUGGCGAGUGUGUACCUUGCGGCGCAGCGGCAGUUCACCAACCUUUUCUUCUUCACCAGCUGGGCGACCUACUACAUGAUCCCGCGCUUCCGUCGUGCGCUGAUGCGCUUCAAGGAGGCCUCCUCCGCAGACCUCAAGGAGUGGUGCAAGCAAUACGAGCAGCUUAUCAACGAUAUGCUUCGGCUUCGAAAACGUAUGUUUGAACACAAGUUCGGCAAGCGGGCGUUAGAGAAAAAUGCCGCGAUCGAUCGCGUGAGCCCAACGCUGGCUAUGUGCCCAAUGCUGAACCAAAAGGCCCUCAACUUUUCAACGUACGGAUGCGACACCGUCCUUGCCGGCUUCCACGUGUCGCGCUACUUCCACGAGGCGACCGAGUUGAACCCCGCCAAAAACGGCGAGCUGCCGGUGCCAGAGGGGGAGAUCGCGGCGCUGUGCGACUCAAUGGACGUGUCCUUCGCCAACUGCUCCCCACCGGACCCAUACAUGCUUGAGCCUAUCGUUACGGAAGGAAAGCUAUCGAAGCAGCGGAGCAAGUCGCUGGACUACAUGGUGAAGAUCGAUCCGCACAACCCAAAGUUUCCAGACAUCCCCGAAGAGUUGGAGGAGGGCGGCGCGACAACGCAAGACACAUGA
Trypanosoma grayi is the source of this 2091-nucleotide messenger RNA. Its product is annotated as aldo/keto reductase. The record is from RefSeq and is a predicted model, not a curated record. The coding region runs from base 1 to 2091 and encodes 696 amino acids. NCBI's taxonomy places the organism in Eukaryota, Euglenozoa, Kinetoplastea, Trypanosomatida, Trypanosomatidae. The transcript has a single exon.